AUGUCCAAGGAUAAAAGACCUCGCCUGGCGAAGAAGGCCGGUGAGGUAUCCAACGGAAAACGAAAGCGGGUAACCUCUUUGCCGACUGCGGCGCCCGAUCACCGUGCCCCUCGGAUGCAACGUGCGGAAAGCGCACCCGCUGCCCCCAAGUCCAUUGAAGACGUUGCUCGUCUGUUCAUCGGGGUGGGCAGAAGCAGCAGCAGUGGUGGCGAAGCAUGCGCGGGCACGGAGAGCAUCAGCUUACAUAUGAAGAAGGCAAAGGGCUCCAUGAAGCGACUCCGCGAAGGCGCAGAGAACGGCACAGUGGGAAAGAAUUCACCGAUGAAACGGCAAAAGCGUUCUACAACCGGUGCACUGCCGUCUGCGACCACGAACAACGCGAUGGCCUUCGAGAGGAAGGCGGGUAGGCAGCCGAAAGUGGCGGGGUGCUAUGAGGUUGAUGAGGUCGACGAGGAGGAUGUCGAACUGUCCAAGGCUGUACAGGCACAGACGCUGAGCUUCCUGCAGCACUUGAACUCGAAGAGUAGCAAAGCCUUCUGGGGGCUGCGCGACGUUGCGCAAGGCAAGUUAUCCGCAACAACAGCCACGACUGCCAUGUCAUCCUCGUCCCCACUCCCGUCAUCUUCAAGAACGAAGGCCGCGAAGGGCAACGCCGAGAGGGCGAAGAGGCUGGCAGACGACGGAGAGGAGCUAUGGCGCGUUGGUGGCCCGUACAUCCCCAGCGAUCAGGCCGAUGACACCGAUGAGAGUGAACGGGAACGUGGGCACACCAACGACUUCGAAUCGCAGAGCUCCACGAGCAGCAGCGAGCCGUCCUGGGUGACGGACAGCAGCGAAGAAGAGGAUGGCGGCGGAAGCUACGCGGAGGGCUACGACGAGGCGGAGAUCGCUCCAGUCGCCGCUGGCGCUACGAACCGACGCAGCGCCGCAGAGCCGCCAAAGCGAGGCGGCGGUGGUGGCCGCCUAUUCCAGGGCGGCGGCGAUGGCGUCUGGGACGAGGAUUGA
Leishmania mexicana MHOM/GT/2001/U1103 is the source of this 1005-nucleotide messenger RNA. RefSeq lists its product as hypothetical. Lineage: Eukaryota; Euglenozoa; Kinetoplastea; Trypanosomatida; Trypanosomatidae. Bases 1 to 1005 code for a protein of 334 amino acids. The transcript has a single exon. The record is from RefSeq and is a predicted model, not a curated record.